AUGGCGGCUCUGGUGGCUCAGGUCAGCAUGUCCCAGAGGCAGCAGCAGCAGAGUGCGGUCCAGCAUGCCGUCAGGCAGGCGCUCUCACCCGAGUCGUCCCUCCGCCUUUCCUCCACGACGUACACUGCAGGGACAGAAGAGCCCGUCCGGCUCUGUCCGACGGGUCUCUCGGGCCGCCGCUCCCGUCUCCGCCCCCUCCCGGCCCCCUCUUCACUCUCUCCCCGCGGUCUGGGCUGGCUCGGCCUCGCCCCACCCGCCCCUUCGGCACCCGGCCCGGCCGCGGCCCCUCGAUGUGCCGCUCUGCCCCCGCAGGCCUUCACGGAGCUGCAGGCCAAGGUGAUCGACACGCAGCAGAAGGUGAAGCUGGCCGACAUCCAGAUCGAGCAGCUGAGCAAGACCAAGAAGCACGCGCACCUCACCGAUACCGAGAUCAUGACGCUGGUGGACGAGACCCGCAUGUACGAGGGCGUGGGCAGGAUGUGAGUAGCGGCUCCGCGCCCCGUCCCGGCGC
Messenger RNA from Meleagris gallopavo (turkey), 511 nucleotides. Lineage: Eukaryota; Metazoa; Chordata; Aves; Galliformes; Phasianidae. The record is from RefSeq and is a predicted model, not a curated record.